Messenger RNA from Papaver somniferum (opium poppy), 1641 nucleotides. Its product is annotated as mitochondrial phosphate carrier protein 3, mitochondrial-like. Gene Ontology annotation, molecular function: phosphate transmembrane transporter activity. The record is from RefSeq and is a predicted model, not a curated record. NCBI's taxonomy places the organism in Eukaryota, Viridiplantae, Streptophyta, Magnoliopsida, Ranunculales, Papaveraceae. The coding region runs from base 161 to 1279 and encodes 372 amino acids. Gene Ontology annotation, cellular component: mitochondrial inner membrane. The transcript has 6 exons. Gene Ontology annotation, biological process: mitochondrial phosphate ion transmembrane transport.
GAAAAGAAGAAGUAUCCUACAAGAACGGAGAUUCACAAAUUGGUGGGUGCCUGUGAGUAAUCGAGAAAGGGAACUUGAAAUCCCCCCAUCGUUUUCUCACUGCCCUUCAUUUCUCAAAUCUCCUCCUCCUCCAGGAAACCCUAGUUAGUAAUCUGCAGAAAUGGCGUUUUCAGAUAACUCAAGACAAUCAUUGAUUCCAAACUUUCUUUAUUCCACUUCAUCAACAACUAAAUCAGUUGGUUUAGAUAAACUUUUGAGUGGAAAUCGAACUUUCCCUUCAUCUUCUACAUCAUCCUCGUCGAUUGCUUCUUCUUCAUCCUCCAGUUUUGUUGUGGCUGCACCAAAUGAACCAGGAAAGAUUGAGAUGUAUUCACCUGCUUUCUAUGCUGCUUGUACUGCUGGUGGUAUUCUAAGUUGCGGUCUUACUCAUAUGGCUGUUACUCCUCUAGAUCUUGUCAAGUGUAAUAUGCAGAUUGAUCCUGCGAAAUACAAGAGCAUCUCUUCUGGUUUCGGGGUUUUGCUGAAAGAACAGGGGGUUCGAGGUUUCUUCAGGGGAUGGGUGCCUACUCUAUUUGGUUACAGUGCACAGGGUGCUUGCAAGUUUGGAUUUUAUGAAUUCUUUAAGAAGUACUACUCUGAUCUUGCUGGUCCAGAGAAUGCAGCCAAAUACAAGACUCUCAUCUACCUGGCUGGUUCUGCGUCUGCUGAGGUUAUUGCUGAUGUGGCCUUGUGUCCCAUGGAAGCUGUGAAGGUACGAGUCCAAACUCAGCCUGGAUUUGCCAGGGGAUUGUCAGAUGGAUUCCCAAAGUUUGUGAAGGCUGAUGGUUAUGGAGGGUUGUACAAGGGUCUUGUUCCUCUCUGGGGUCGACAAAUUCCAUACACUAUGAUGAAGUUUGCAUCUUUUGAGACCAUAGUGGAGAACAUUUACAAGCAUGCUGUCCCCAAGCCCAAGGACCAGUGCAGUAAAUCCAUGCAAUUAGGUAUCAGUUUUGCUGGUGGAUACAUCGCUGGUGUCUUCUGUGCUAUUGUUUCUCACCCUGCUGACAAUCUUGUGUCAUUCCUUAACAACGCCAAGGGUGCCACUGUUGGUGAUGCCGUGAAGAAGAUCGGUGUCUUGGGUCUAUUCACUCGUGGUCUUCCAUUGCGUAUUGUCAUGAUUGGAACCCUUACCGGAGCACAAUGGGGUAUCUAUGAUGCUUUUAAGGUGUUCGUUGGCCUGCCUACAACUGGAGGUGCCCCACCUGCUGUGGCUGCUGCUCCUGACGCCCUAGAGGCUUGAAAUGCGAGAUGAUACUCAUGAUAGUUCGGACAGACAUUAGAAAAAGAGGAAAACGAAGGAAUUAAGAGGGGCUUGUAACUUUUGUUAUUUUGCGAUUAUUAUUUUUUAUUUUACUACUUGUCCAUUUGGAAGGAUGGUUUUGUUCUCAUCCUUCAAAACCUCUGGAUUUUUUUUUUGAAGUAGUAAUUGUGACCAUCGAGUCAAAUCCUGAUGUAGAUUUGGGAAACUAUAGGACCAAAAGGGAAAACGGAAAAAUAAUCAGUCCGUCUGAAAUACAUCAACUUUUGUGCAUCAUUUUCUAUGAUCUCUUUUUGAAUGUUACUAAAUUUGUAAUGGAAAUAAAGUAAACAUUACCAAUAAAA